AUGGACGACGAGAUCAAAGCGGUUGAAAGGCAAUGCUACAAAGAGGCGGGGCAUCCUUUUCAGAUCACCAGUUAUAUUCAGCUUAGACAGGUUCUGUUUGAUGAGCUGAAGCUUGAUGAGCUAUGCCCUGGUCAAAAACUCCAAAGAACGAAUGUUCAGAAUCUCAAGUCAACAUCAGAAGCUGUGUUACACAAAUUGAAGAGCCUGCAUCCUUUGCCUGAGCUUGUCCUGAACCAUCGGCAGCUUGUGAAACUUAAAUCAACCUAUAUAGAUGGACUCUCUGAUUGUGUGUCUGGGGGCUAUGUCCACACCAGUUGGGAGCAAACUUCAGCUGCCUCAGGGCGACUCCAGUCAGCAAACCCAAAUAUUCAGAACAUUCCUAAGCAGCCUUUCAAAUUACACAAAGGCACAGGUGGGUCUGUGGCAGAUGGCCCUACCCUGUGGAUGAGAGAACCAUUCUACCCACAAGAUGGUUGGUCAUUCAUUGCUGCUGAUUUCCAGUCAAUCGAGCUGAGAAUCUUAGCACACCUCUCACAGGAUCCCGUUCUCUUGAAAGUCUUCAAUGAUGCUGGCAGUACCGAUAUCUUUGUUCAACUAACCUGUGAAUGGCUUGGAGUGAGCCAAGAUGAUGUGAAGACUACAGACCGAGAAAGAACCAAACGCAUUGUCUACUCUGUUGUAUAUGGUGUGGGGGCUGAACGCUUGGCAGAAACCCUUAAUGACACAAAGGAAAAUGCAAAAGCAUUCACCAAGAGUUUCUUGGGGAAAUUCAAAGGAGUGAAUUCUUUCGCUCAACGCUGCAUCUCAGAGUGCCAGAGACAUGGACACGUGAGGACCAUCUUUCACCGGCAUCGACUCAUCUCUAACAUCAACUCGUUGAACUUCCAUGCAAGGUCUCAUGCAGAGAGGCAAGCCGUCAACUUUGUGAUACAAGGCUCAGCUGCUGACAUCUGUAAGCUUGCUAUGAUCAACGUCAUGAAAGUAUUAUCAGAAAGGAACAGUAUUAGAGCAAGAUUACUUGUCCAGAUCCACGAUGAGCUUCUGUUUGAAGUCCGUGAUGAAGAUAUUGAUGAAGUAAAAGGCAUUUUGAAGAGUGUCAUGGAGGCUGCUCCAACAUUGGGAGACUUCAUGUGUAGGUUGAAGGUCCCUCUUCCAGUUUCUCUAAGCAUUGGAAAGACUUGGGGUCAUCUCAAACAAGUGUGA
Molecule: messenger RNA, 1203 nt
Organism: Lytechinus variegatus (green sea urchin)
Lineage: Eukaryota; Metazoa; Echinodermata; Echinoidea; Temnopleuroida; Toxopneustidae
Product: DNA polymerase nu-like
Exons: 16
Coding region: 1-1203 (400 amino acids)
Biological process (GO): double-strand break repair; DNA-templated DNA replication
Molecular function (GO): DNA-directed DNA polymerase activity; DNA binding
Source: RefSeq, a predicted model, not a curated record